CAACCCUAAACCAACUCACGGUUUUUCUAUUUCUACUUGGGCCAAUAAAUUUCACAAAUUUUGCUUUCUCUGUUUCUUUGAUCGCAAUUUAAUAUUUUUUUUAUUUUUUUUUUUAUUCUUCUCUGUUUCUCUGAAAAAUCUGUUUCUUGCUUGACCUGGAAGGUCUCUCUUUUUUUAAUCUUGGUCAAUGUUCUUGAUGAGCCAAAGGCCUUCUGGUUGUUGUUUUUUAGAGUUUUUGAAUAAAUCCCAACAGAAUUGAUUGAUAAAGGGGUUGUUAAUAAAGUUAAGAAAAUUGAUAACUGAUAGUGGAAUGAGAAUUUGGGUCAUUAUCGUUUUACAGUGUUUGUAUAUAGGUUUUGGGUCGAUCUUAAGGAGGAUGUUGUUAAUUUCAUUGUGUUAUCGAGUUUGUUACGAAAUUAAAAUGAACAAGUUUUGAGUCUUUGGUUGAGAUUUCUUCUGCAGCUUUUAUAAUAUUCUGAAUUUAGGGUUGUAUAUGAUGUGAGAAGACUCUUAUAUAUCAGUUGGAAAUACAGGAAUAUAGGAAAUUACCAUAUAUUUUGUUGUUAUUUCCAAGUGGGAAAUUCAGUGGGAAAUUUUUAUUUAGUUACUAAUUAUCCGUCAUUACAUUGAUGAGAAAGCCUUUACCUGACCUUUUGUUUUUUUUGGUGUUUGUGGUGUACAUAGUAAGGAUGUGGCUUUUCAAAUAAUUCUAAGGUGAAUUUUAACAUUGUAUAUACGGCUCUCCUAUAAUUCACUAAGAACCUUGCCUCCUUGUAGUUGAGCGCUUGCUUGUAGUUGUUGAUGAUUUCCUGGAUUAGAGGAGUAAAUACUGAUUAAUGCUUUUCAAUUUAUAGGAAUUACAGAAUAUACUAUAACUAGAGGGAAGGCAAUCUGCGGUAAUUGAGUUGUUUAGUGUGGAAGUAUAUCUUUGCUAGUCUCCAACUACUUUUGGUGAAUGGUCUUCCUCAGAAUAACGUGCAUAAAUUACAAAUACACAUUUUUCUUUGAGUCUUGCUUUACUGAAUUUGCAAAUCUUCUAUGUUAUAUGCUCCUUGGUAUACUUAUGUUUCAGUGUCACACUACUGAUCGAAAUAUAUUUUUUUGUUACGUUUGAUGCUAAAGUUGCUUACUAAUCUGAUUUGUGGUAAAGGACAGAUUCUAAUAUUCUGUGGUGGUAUCUUAAUUAAAAAAAAAAAAAAAAAAAUGCCCAAAGUCCGAAGAGUACAUUCCUCAUCUUUUGAUGGAUCCAGGGCACCUUAUCCUUGCACUUCCAAGGAUGGUGAUUCGUGCAAACCUCCGAAUGCAGACUCACUGAAAAAUGUAAAAGAAUGGGACGAAGCUAGGUGUCCCAUAUGCAUGGAACAUCCACACAAUGCGGUUCUUUUAAAAUGUUCUUCUUAUGAGAAUGGCUGUCGACCUUACAUGUGCAAUACGAGCUACCGGCAUUCUAAUUGCUUCGACCAGUUUUGUAAGUCAUCUAUGCUUUACCCCUCAACAGCAAUACUGCAAGAAAUUCCUCUUACAAGCACAGCAUCUCGCAGAAUGAGUGAAGAACGGUCCCUGCCUGGGCAAACCAUGUCUUGUGCGAGCCAAUUGCAAUCAAAGCUAGUCUGCCCUCUUUGUCGGGGAGAGAUUUUUGGGUAUAAUGUAGUUGAGCCUGCACGUCAGUACAUGAACAACAAAGUGAGAAGUUGUUCCUCUGAGUCAUGUCAUUUUAGCGGCACUUAUUCAGAACUGAGGAGGCAUGCAAGAUCUGAGCACCCAUCUGCCCGGCCAUCAGAGGUGGAUCCUACACGACAGCGUGAUUGGGUUAGAUUGGAGCAUGAAAUGGAAGUGGAAGAUGUACUUAGCUUAUUUCAAACAGGGUUUGAAGAAGAGAGUGAGAGUAAUCCAUCAGUGAAUAUUCGUUCCUUUAUGCUAUCCUUUAUAUUAUCUGUCUUUUUACCUUCUUUUGAGUUUGUGGCCGUGACACAUCAAUCGGAUGAUCCAAGAGAUAGAGAGCACUCACAUAACAGGAGAUCCACAAGAAUGCCGAGGUUAAACUAUGAUGUUGAUAGCAGUUCUUCUGCCACUAGACGAAGCCACAGUUUUUAUGAGAGUAAUCCCCGUGCCAGGAGACUGCGAUUCCGGGCAAACGAUGCAGCAUCCAUUCCCGUAACUAGGAGGAGCAAUGGUUGGCCUUCUGAUCGUAUACCCCAUGCCAGAGGACUGCGAUGGCGCAAUCAAAGAUGGUGGUCGAGUUCCAACAACCAACACCAACGGUGACUGCCACAUGUUGUUUAUGAGGUCAAUUUGUGUCAAGUGCAGCUUUCUGGUUGAUGGAUGAUAGCUCGGGGGUACCUUUUGUUUUCUACUUUUCCAGAUGAAAUAGUUGCUGCAAGUGUUUCCAAUUUUAUCUGCUGAGAUUGGGAGAACAGAUUUGGAGAACAACAAAGAAAAGUGGCGUUUCAUUUCCGUUGCAACAGACGAAGAAAUUUCAUGUUCCAAUUUUCUGGACGUUUUAUGAAUUUUAAGAGAUAUAUGGUUGAAUUUAUCAUUGCAUCUUAUUGGAGAGAAACAAUGGUUUCAGAAUAAUGGUCAGAAGUGUGGGUUUGUCCAUUUAAUUUAUCACUCUCUGUGCUUUGGUUU
Molecule: messenger RNA, 2628 nt
Organism: Ziziphus jujuba (common jujube)
Lineage: Eukaryota; Viridiplantae; Streptophyta; Magnoliopsida; Rosales; Rhamnaceae
Exons: 2
Coding region: 1114-2265 (383 amino acids)
Source: RefSeq, a predicted model, not a curated record